Messenger RNA from Staurois parvus, 407 nucleotides. The record is from the annotation of a GenBank genome assembly. Lineage: Eukaryota; Metazoa; Chordata; Amphibia; Anura; Ranidae.
CAGCGAAUUACCGAUCAAUGGAAAGAGCCGAAGAUGGGACAUGUACACUGAUCAUCAGGGCACUGAUGAUCAGUGUGCCCUGAUGAUCAGUGUAGCCCUAGCAGUGCCACCUGUCAGUGCUCGUCAGUGCCACCUGCCAGUGCCACAUCAAUGCCACAUAUCAGUGCCCACCAAUGCACAUCAAUGCCACAUUUCAGUGCCCAUCAGAUCUGACUUUCAGUGUCACCUAUCAAUGCCAGUCAGUGCCAUCUAUCAGUGCCAGUCAGUGCCGCCUAUUAGUGCGCAUCAGUGCUGCCUAUCAGUGCCCGUCAGUGCUGCCUAUCAGUGCCAUAUAUGAGUGUUGCCUUUCAGUGCCCAUCAGUGAUGCCUCUCAAUGCCCAUCAGUGCCACCUAUUAGUGCCCAUCAG